AUGAAGGCCAACGCUACGAAUUUCACACCUCUGACGAGCAGCGAGCUCGCAUCGAUGAUAAAGAGCCACCUGAACCUAUGCAAGGGCGCCGGAGCGUACCAAGAUGCUCUUGAAGAGCUGCUGGCCACUACGGCACAUACGACCCAUAAGAAUUGGCCGGAGACAGCCGAAGCCUCGCAGCAACUUGCCGACAUUAUCGCCGGUCCAGAUGAUUCAGUCUUCCAGGAGGUCUUCAAGCGCGUCCUUACUGGAGGAGGUUGGAAGAAUGCUGUAGCAGCUGCAGCUUCCCGGAAAGGCGAUUCCAAACCGUGGGCGGUGCUGGUCACCGGGCUGAAUGGCAUUCGCAAGACAUCCUCGCUCUACGAGCCCUGGUUUCCGGCAGUCCUUGCUGAGGCCAUUGGCAUUGACAGCAACGACCCGAGCAUUGCAGACCUGCCUUGUGGUGCCAACAGCUUCUUCAGGCAGCUGGACUUCAUCGUCGCAACCUUGGCGAACGAAGACUUCCGCAAGCUCUACACCAUCACAAACGUGGACGAGUACGCGGCCGCGAAGGAGGCGAUCUUCGCUCGUUACCGAAAGGUCUCCGAGAUGGUCGGUCUUCUUCUUGUGAGUGAGGCCAGGAAGAAGAAGGUUAAUGUAAUGGCUGAAACAAGUGGCCGCGACCUUGCCAUGUAUGAAUAUAUAGACUUUGCAUUUCCGGAUGAAUACAACAAGUUGGUCAUCCACUUUGAGAUCAACGAUGUUAACUUUGCAGAGCAGUCCGUCGCAGUUCGGAUGCAGGGCGAGAUGGCGGCCGGAGCCAGUGCCCUUGCACAGCUGGAAGCUGCGGACACCCCAGCGAGCCGGCCCAGAGGUGCUUCGAGGUGUGCAAGCGGCAAGCAACAAGGUUUUCGAAGAGGUUUGGGGCGCCGAUGGGAAGGGUGGCCGUCCAGGCUGGCAAAUGGCGCGUAUCCAGGUCACUGCCCGCAAGGAUGGUGA
Messenger RNA from Symbiodinium necroappetens, 978 nucleotides. Lineage: Eukaryota; Dinophyceae; Suessiales; Symbiodiniaceae. The record is from the annotation of a GenBank genome assembly.